ACAGAUAACUGCACACAGCCCUCCCCUCUUCCUCCUCUCUCUCUCUCCCUCCUCCUCUCUCUCCCUCACGCUCCACAUCGUUCUCUUACUCUGAGCAGUUCCUUUGCUAGCGGAGGAGAGCACAGCAGUGUGUGAUCGUGGGAGAGAGACAAACCUCAGUAACAGGACAGUGAAGAGAGAAGAGAGAAGAGAAGAGGAGAGACUCAGAAGACUCAGUCAGGGACUAACUGUGUGAAGAAAACAUUAUAUGCUGAUUGUUUGACAAACAGGGAGAAACAAUAGACACAGUCAUUGAACAACUGUCAAGACCAAGGCAUUCUGGGACAUCUUUCCAUAACAAGUAGAUUCAGAGCAGUGAAGAGAGAUCUACCAGAGCUUCUGACAAGAAAUCCCAGCCUCAUCCUCACUGAUUACACCCAAGUCCACUCACCUACCACUGUCAACUGUACAUGGAUAUCCCCAGCUGGGCAGAAACCAAACCAGGAAGUGGCCUGUGCAAGCAACAGGGAACCAUUGCUGUCUUUGGCAACGUGGUCUACAGCGGCCUGCUCAACGAGCACAUCUGGCAUUUUGGGGUUCCCCUCGUCACCAGACUGGGUAAUCAAGAGGCACCGGCCCCCCCUGAAGCAAUGGCCCAGCCCUAUCCCCCGGCCCAGUAUGCCCCUCCCCCCCAGAAUGGCAUCCCGGCGGAGUACGCCCCCCCCCAUCCGCCCCACCCCCACCCCCACCCCCACCCGGCCACAGACUACUCAGGGCAGAGCCCGGUGGCGGAGCAUGCCCUCACGCUGUACACACCCUCACAGACACACAGCGAACAGCCCGGCAAUGACAACAAUGCACCCACGCUCACGGUCUCCACUGUGUCGCAGGUGGAGGAGGUGGGGCAGACGGAGGUAUCCCAACAGCUCCAUCUGCAGCAGUGUGAAUCGUCAGAAAAGCAGCAGCCCAAGAGGUUACACGUUUCCAACAUCCCGUUCCGCUUCAGAGACCCAGACCUCAGGCAAAUGUUCGGGCAAUAUGGGAAGAUUUUAGAUGUGGAGAUUAUUUUUAAUGAGCGAGGCUCCAAGGGUUUUGGGUUUGUAACAUUUGAAACGAGUGCAGAUGCAGAUCGUGCGAGGGACAAACUAAAUGGUACAAUCGUAGAGGGACGCAAAAUUGAGGUCAACAAUGCCACAGCAAGAGUAAUGACGAAUAAGAAGGUGUCAAACCCUUACACAAAUGGCUGGAAGCUCAACCCCAUGGUGGGAGCGGUCUACGGUCCCGAACUGUAUGCAGUGACAGGUUUCCCAUACCCCAGCACAGGAGCAGCAGUGACCUAUAGGGGAGCUCAUUUGAGAGGUAGGGGGCGGGCCGUUUACAACACAUUCCGUGCCGUGCCCCCACCGCCACCCAUCCCUGCCUACGGCGCGGUUGUUUACCAGGAUGGCUUCUACGGGGCAGAAAUAUACGGAGGCUAUGCGGCCUACAGAUAUGCCCAACCGGCCGCUACGGCUGCAGCUGCAUACAGUGACAGUUACGGGAGAGUCUAUGCAACAGCAGAUCCAUAUCACCACACGAUUGGUCCAGCCGCCACCUACAGCGUUGGUACUAUGUAAAUGAAACACAGACUAGAAGGUUGACAACAUGGACAAACACAACAACAACAACAACAACAAAAACAAACACCAACAAAGUAACCAACACAAAUACAAACAGAAAGGACAUUGUCAGGAUCCCUUCUGUCGAGGCUUAAAGGGGAGGAUGGAUGGAAUAUGUUUUGGCCGGGAACCAUAGCAACGGCUAAACCACUGCGCCUCAACUUUUAGGGGCGGAGCCAGACGUAGCUCUCCCUGGGACAAGCCCUGCUCAGCGGAAGAGACCGUGAGAAAGGUCACCAUAAAACUAUUUUAUUUUUCUAAACUUUUUUAAGUUUAUGAUUUCCAAAAAGAGCAAAGAUUAAUGUAUGUAGAUAUAUUAUAUGUAUGUAUAAGAAUGAUCAUGAAAAGAAAAAAGUAAUGAGUAUGAUGUGUCUUGAAACAGAUCAACAGUGUCUAAUGUCUUUGAGCUGACUGGGGGAAAGAGGGGGUGACGUUCUGUCCUCCCCCUACACACCACCCCAUACCCCCUGCUUUUUGGGGGUUGAAGGGAUGUUUGGAAGGACCGGCUUAUAAGAUGGUGGUAAUGUGGCUGGUGACUGAGAGCUAGGCUGCGUCUUCCACUAAUGUCCACUGGUCAUAGGUUGCCAGGGUCAAGACCUGACCUCAUACACGAGCUAUGAUCCUAGUGGACCGCGUUUACAGGUCAGCCUGGCUCGGCAGUCGACCUGCUGUUUAGAAUGAAACACCAGACACCCUCUGGGGGGUGCGGGAUGACUGCGGGAUGACUGCGGGAUGACUGCGGGAUGACUGCGGUCGGACUGCGGAGGAAGGACGUGGACUCUUGGAAUAGCUCUUCAAACACAGCUCUUCUGUACACAUUGCGCUUCGAGUCCACCUGGUCUGUUGAACGAGGAAAACCCCUGGAUGCGACCAUGUCCCAUGCCAAAGACAGGAGAGGAGGUGCAAGAUGGUUGGAGGAGCCUACAGGGCAAAUAAAGCUGAGGAAAUACCCUAACCCUAACCCUAACCUAACCCUGACCAUAACCUAACCCUAACCUCUGGAUCGGUUUCAAAACCCAUUUCUAUGCUGUUGUGAUUAAGACGGCAGUGUUCUGGUGUGGGGCUAAAUUGACCUCCUAAACUCUACAUAGUGUAUAUUACUGAUGGGAAGGAGUGUACUAUGUAGUGAAUAGGAUGCUGGUUAGGAGACAGUCUCAAUCCCUGUACUAUAUGAAAGAGAAAGGAGAGAGUGUAGGACAGAGAGAGAGGCAGGGUGAGAAGGAAGGGGGGGGGCAGGGUGAGAAGGAAAGGGGGGGGCAGGGUGAGAUGGCGAAGGGGGCGGUGUGGACGGUUCUGUCAAAAGCAUCUAAAAACCAACCAACAAGUUUUCUUAAAGUCUCUUUAAGCCUUUCUAUUUCUAUGGAGCUGUACUUCCGUCACAUCCUUCUAUAUUUAAACAUUGUACUAAUAACAUGCUGUCCAACAUGGUGGGAAAAAUCCAUUGUAGCCAUUUACUAAUGUUGUAUUUAUUGUAUUACUGAGUAAGAAAAAACAUUUAUAUAUGAUGAAUAUAAAUAUAUCUAUUUGUGAUCUGCAACCCCUGGAAGUAAGUUUGCCUUUGAUUUGAGAUUUUAGCGAUGUUUCAUUUGAUAACACAGGAUUUAAUGCACUGUUGAACAUACAGAGAUUUAUACUAUACUUGUGUGGCGAUAUUAUCUGUUUGAUUUACUUUUCUUUCUUCAGUUCAACUAUUGAAUGUAACUUAAAAAAAAAUGACUGGACUUUUUAUGUAAAUGUUGUUAUUUUUUAUCAACAUGUUGUACUGUGUAACCUUAUAGACUAUAGGUAGAACACUACGCAAUGAUAAUAUAGAAGAACAUUUUUCGGACAUAAAACUGAACAGACAGUCACUCCCAGGCCAGAAACCACGGGGGGACAGUAUUCCUUGGAACACACGGAGAAGGUAUUCCGGAAGACACACUCGUGCCCUGCAGACUGUCUCGCUCCGGAUAAGAACUUUGUAAUCGUUACUGAAUCAGUCAGAAGGCUUCUCACCAAGUAUCUUCACAUUUGAUGAGAACAAGAACAUCAGGGAGGACUGGGAGCUGGCCACAGACGACCCUGUGCGCCAGAUAAAAGACGUUUUUUUUCAAUUAUUGAUCCCCCCCCCCCCCCUUCUCUCUCCUGACGUAAAAGACAGUGGGGGGGGGGCGAGAGCCAGAGACUAGCACUGUGGGGGUGGGCGAGGGAGGGGCCUGUCUGAUCAAGACAAGGCAUGGUGUGUGCCCCAUGACGACAGCGCUAAGCUGAAACCCUGAGGUUUGUUUGAGGGGAUUUGUGACCCAUUUACAAGACUGGGGUUGAGGAUCCUGGAACGAUGCGACGCCCUCUCUGCUCUGAGAGAACAACAUGGUGGUUCUGUAAAACACAGAGCCCUCUCUCCUGUCGCUGGAGAGGUUUCCCCACACCCCAGUGGUCCUGUCUCUGGCUGUGUAACAGUACCUGACCAGCAGGCCUAAGUGCGUGUACUGGACGGAAUGUUCCGGAGAAAUAAUCCCAUUUUGCUGCAUUCUUUUCCUCAGAGAUGACAGGUUUGGUUUCCACAGGACAGGUAUCUUUUAAAGCUGGACAGGAGGACAGGUGAUAAGCUGUAUGUUAAUUCCAUACAGCACAGAUGAAAACACCUGACCCGGAAAACUGUGCAUGUGUGUAUGUGCUUGUGUGCGUGUGCGUGUGUGCGUUUCAGAGGAAAUACCCAACAGAGAGAAGCCCUUGUUGGCCUCUCACUACUCAAUAUGUGGCUGGCAAGUUGUCAUUGCAAAGCUCCAGGGACACUUUCUGGAGUCGCAUCUGCACUGAGGGAGAACAAGGCCUGAUAUAUAAGGACAAGCAAACAAAACAAAAAAAUAACUAUGAUGUCAAUCUAACAGAGAUCUGGGAGCUGGACCUCUGAGGUGUUUUAGUCACAGAGACAUUCUAACAUUCUGAUAUUCUGAUUCUGUUAGUUCUAUUGUUCUGUUACUUUGUCUGUUUGAGACUUCCUUCCUGUUUACACACAGACUUGCUGUCCAUCCCAGGUGAAAGACAAGUGUGAUAGAAGCAGUGAUGAAACUAACCCUGGUCAUUGGUGUAGCUCUGUGCCGCUGUGAAUAUGUUACUCUAUCGGAUUCACACAUGAACAAGUGAAUUCUUAAGCAGGGAGCAUUUUUUUUCUUCAUUGAUCGCAAACCACUGGUGAGUUUUUUUUAUUCCCGGCACCACUGAAAGAGGUGGGUUUAGUGUGUUAAUAUUUGCUCUGAAAGGGAUGAAUUCUAAUUUGAAAUCAGCACACGUAUCUCUGCAAGUCUUUUGCGCACAGCGUGCUUUGAUGUCAAUAAGGACUUGAGUCCUAUUACCUACUCAAAAUGUUAUUUAAGUGUGCAGAUCUCCAGUUAGGAUUUGUCCCCAGCAGGUGUGAAGAAGCCUUCACUUAAACUCUGUUUCUGAAAAAGACUUAUUACUGUACUGUAUGACCACUCGCUGCUCCUGACCUCACCCUUUGACCCCUGACCCCAAAUCCCAGAUCCAGCAUCUAUCCCGAUGACGUAUGGCUUCCCAGAAAUCCACAAGCUUCCUUCCUUCCUUCCUUACUUCCUUCCUUACUUCCUUUUAAAACCCAGCUGUCAGUUGUCCUCAAACAAUUUGUUUACAAGCUAACACCCAACGCCGACCAUGUCUCUGUUCAAAAACCCAACCUGGUCCUGGACACAGUACCCGAUCCAGCUCCCCUGAACCAAAAUCACUGACCCAGCUACCUCCCUCAUAUGCCCCACCCAUCACCAACCCUGUUCACAAUCGCCCUAUGCAGUCCCCCAAAGCACAAAAGUGGGUGGUAUAGAAGUAAGCUUACCCUGUGAAAGACAACCCCUUCCCUUCUGUGUGUCUGUCUUGUCUGUCUGUUUACGGCUUAUAAACGUUGUGCUUUUGUAUUCCCAAUGUACAGAUGCUCCCAUGUCCUUUCUCACAGUAUAUCAGAAUGUUGUAUUACUGUAUAUUCAAAACAAAACUCUUCAUGUGCUUCACUGAAAUCUGUGCAAGAAACCGAGCUAUUUCAGUUUUUUUUCUUCUUUUUGGCAGUUGUUCCAAGGUAAUAUAGAAUAAAAGAGUAGGUAAAUUAAUACAUAAAGACAUAUAUUGAAGAAUUUAAAGUUUUCAGCUUUUCAAAGACGUGUACUCUUAGUUUUUCUUUUCUUUUUUCUCUUCUAGUUUUGUUGUCCUUUCUGUCUUCUUCCAGUGUGCUUCAGAGAUACAGUACUAUUUAUUAUAUCGUUAAAUUAUUAUCACUGUUAGUGCAGUUAUUAUCAUGAUUACUACAGUUAUUAAUAAAUAUUUCUUUCCUCAA
Messenger RNA from Esox lucius (northern pike), 5958 nucleotides. RefSeq names its product RNA binding fox-1 homolog 3a (gene rbfox3a). Lineage: Eukaryota; Metazoa; Chordata; Actinopteri; Esociformes; Esocidae. The transcript has 16 exons. Gene Ontology annotation, cellular component: nucleus; cytoplasm. Gene Ontology annotation, biological process: regulation of alternative mRNA splicing, via spliceosome; nervous system development. The record is from RefSeq and is a predicted model, not a curated record. Bases 450 to 1595 code for a protein of 381 amino acids. Gene Ontology annotation, molecular function: mRNA binding.